AUGAAUUCUGUCGCUUCAUUCGAGGCUCACUCGCCAUCUUCCGAAGAUACGCGCCUUGACAGCGUUGAUGAAAAAUUGGGGCAUGAAUUCAGCACUUUGGAGGUCGUCCCUCCCAGCAACCUGGAGCACUACCAAACACCAUCACAAGUGCGGAAUUCUUUCUACCGUAAUUGGUUUCAGUCAAGCGGGCUGUUAGAUGACAAGAUUGCAAUCAUUCCUCCUCCGCCUGUUGCCGAUUUUAAACCCACUACCCCCGGCACUUCGCCUGAAGGUGUAGGACCAACUACCCCAGUAACAAUAUGCGGCAUGCCUCAGCGGGCUUUCUGGAUAGUCUUCGGUGUAAUAGCCGGUCUUUUGGCUCUCGGCGCCAUUAUUGGAGGUGUUGUGGGAGAAAUAGAAAACAACAGGUCACCCACGCCAGUUGUCACUGUCACGACCACUGUUGCGCCGAGCUCCACUGCUGCUACUACAACUUCAGUCUGUGCCGGAGGAACAGGAGAGGGAAAUCUCUCUGGACUUUGUUCUUUUGCCUGCAGCUAUGGAUACUGCCCGGCGGGUUCGUGUACAUGUACAGCUUCCGGCACUCCGGUUCCUACACCACCGACCACAGGUGUUGAUGGCGUGCCUCUGUCAGGCGAAAACGAGGCAUAUGAAGGACUGUGCAGCUUUUGCUGUAAUCAUGGAUACUGCCCUUCCAGUGCGUGCACCACAAAUAGUACAUCAGCGUUAUAUACGUCGGUUACACCUGCAUCAACUUUAUCUAUAUCGACCUCAUCUAUACCAACAUAA
Talaromyces atroroseus is the source of this 789-nucleotide messenger RNA. RefSeq lists its product as hypothetical. Bases 1 to 789 code for a protein of 262 amino acids. The transcript has 2 exons. The record is from RefSeq and is a predicted model, not a curated record. NCBI's taxonomy places the organism in Eukaryota, Fungi, Ascomycota, Eurotiomycetes, Eurotiales, Trichocomaceae.